GAGCAUGGGAGUGUGGGGGUGCUCCCAUGAGUUAGAGAAUAGGUAUCCAGCAAUUUAGCAGGAGUGAUUUACACUCGACAUGUGUAUAAGGAAUAAGGAGGAAGUAAACUAGUGUAAUUAACACUGUGGACACUGCACCAACAGCGAACGAAAGAACCUAUUUGCACGUGUCUAUGAAAUUGUCGAACUAAGCGAUAUUUGGGAACGCAGCUACUCGUAAUUGACAUUAAUGACAAUUGACAAAUGACAUGAAGUAAAAUAAGCAAUUCACGGCGACUUGAAUUUCAAACCUAUAAUUUUUAUAUUUCUACUUGAAAAAAGCAGUUACAAUGAGUUCUAUUGGAACUGGGUAUGAUUUAUCAGCUUCGCAAUUUUCUCCCGAUGGAAGAGUUUUUCAAGUUGAAUACGCGAUGAAAGCUGUAGAGAACAGCGGGACUGUUAUAGGUCUUAGAGGCACCGAUGGCAUUAUUCUUGCCGCUGAAAAACUUAUUAUGUCAAAAUUGCACGAGAAUACCACAAACAAGAGAAUUUUUAACAUCGAUAGACAUAUAGGAAUGGCGUUUUCUGGGUUAAUAGCAGACGCUAGACAAAUAGUGGAAAUAGCAAGAAAAGAAGCAUCGAACUAUCGAAAUCAAUAUGGUAGUAGCAUUCCACUUAAGUAUUUAAAUGAUCGUGUUAGUAUGUACAUGCAUGCAUAUACUCUAUACAGUGCUGUAAGACCGUUUGGAUGCAGUGUAAUUUUGGCCAGUUACCAAGAUGACGAACCUAACAUGUUCCUAAUUGAUCCAUCAGGAGUUAGUUAUGGGUAUUUUGGUUGCGCAACUGGUAAAGCAAAACAAUCAGCCAAAACAGAAAUAGAGAAAUUAAAAUUGGGUCAACUGUCCUGUAAGGAAUUGGUUAAAGAGGCUGCCAAAAUAGUUUAUCUUGUGCAUGAUGAAUUAAAAGACAAGAAUUUUGAAUUGGAACUGUCUUGGAUUUGCAAAGACAGUGGAGGAUUACAUGUUAAAGUACCGGAAUCUGUAUAUGCUGAUGCUGAGAAAGCUGCUAAACAAGCUAUGGAAGCCGAUUCAGAAUCUGAUACUGAAGAUAUGUAAUAAUUAAUUAAGUAUUUUAUAAUAUUUUCCGUAAUAAAUCGUUUUCAAAUUAACAAAAAA
Messenger RNA from Psylliodes chrysocephalus, 1154 nucleotides. The record is from the annotation of a GenBank genome assembly. NCBI's taxonomy places the organism in Eukaryota, Metazoa, Arthropoda, Insecta, Coleoptera, Chrysomelidae.